This is a messenger RNA of Pyricularia oryzae 70-15, 2003 nucleotides long. RefSeq lists its product as uncharacterized. Gene Ontology annotation, molecular function: carbohydrate:proton symporter activity. NCBI's taxonomy places the organism in Eukaryota, Fungi, Ascomycota, Sordariomycetes, Magnaporthales, Pyriculariaceae. The record is from RefSeq and is a predicted model, not a curated record. The transcript is spliced from 2 exons. Gene Ontology annotation, cellular component: membrane. Bases 255 to 2003 code for a protein of 582 amino acids. Gene Ontology annotation, biological process: transmembrane transport; carbohydrate transport.
CCCGGACCGGGUGUCAACCAGCUGCAAAUCUCAGGCUCGUGCCACCACAUGUCCAGUCCUCGACUUGCUGUUCCCCUUCCCUGCGGUUUCCCUUCCUGAAAAUUCCAACACCUGACGCUCAACAAAGUUCUCUGGGUUCUGACUGGAUAUUUCUCCUGAUGCCUGUACCCUCACGGUCUGCCACAAAACUCGGAAUUUGUUGACCUCUCUUUUCACGACAUCGAAGACUAGAUACGCAUCCCGUAGCGACGACCAUGGCAUCCCCGCCGCCCAUCGAGCUAGUGAGGCCGAUUGACACGUCCCUUCAACCGACCGAGUCCAACGCCAACGACCCGACCACACCCCAUUCGGCGACAUCUUCUGCCCGUCACCUCCAUCAAGACAGUGGGAUAGUCAAGAAGCUCUCGGCAAUCCAAGCGAUUCGCAAAUGGCCGUGGAUUUCAGUGUGGCAGCUAGCCCUCUCGUCGGGCAUCAUCCUCACCGGCUUUGACCUCAGCAUCGUUUCCAACGUGGCAUCCCUCCCCGCCUUCCAGGUUCAAUACGGCACGAUCUACGGCGACAAGUACAUCCUUCCGGCCCUCUGGCUCGGAGUCUGGAACGCCUCGAUUCCGAUCGGCGCCAUCGUUGGUGCCCUCGCCGCGGGCUUGCUUCAGGACGUGGUGGGACGUCGAGCCGCCGUCGCUGCCGCUAGCCUCCUCUCGGCCGCCUGCGUCGCGGCGGCUUUCUUUUCAGACCAGGCGGGCGUGGUCGACGCGCAGCGAGGCGUGUUUCUCGUGGCCAAGACGAUGCAGGGCUUCGCCACCGGCAUGAUGCUCUGCACCGUCGAGACGUGGCAAUCCGAGGUCCUCCCGCCGGCGCUCCGCGGGCCCGGCAUAGCGCUUUACCCCAUCUUCACUCUGCUCGGCCAGCUCGUCGGCGCUGUCGUCGUCCAGGCCGUUCUCGACGUCAAGUACACGGUCAACUACCGGCUCGCCUUGGCAACGCAGUGGCCCUUCACCGCCCUACCACUCAUUGUCUCGCUUCUGAUGCCGGAGAGCCCGACUUGGCUAGUGCGGAUGGGUCGGUUGGAUGGUGCGCGCAAGAGUCUGGCAAGACUGGGAUCUACAAGGGACGAUGGCGACGUUGAUGCUGAGCUCCAAGGCCUGAAGCGCAUCAUCCAGCUCGAGCGCGAACAGAGCGGCAACAGAAAGGUGGGCUACAUCGAGUGCUUCAAAGGAACAGACAGUCGCCGCUCAUGGAUCAUUCUGUUUGCGCGGGUCAUCCCAUCCUUCUUCGGCCUCCCGCUCUUCUCAACUGCUAGCUACUUCCUCCAAGUCCUCAACGUCCCGCCGCGCCUCAGCCUGCUCUUCACACUCAUCGGCGUCGUCAUCGGACUCUUCUCAAACUUUGUCAGCUUCUGGACGCUCACCACAUUCGGCCGCCGACCACUCAUUAUCGUAUCCAUGGCCGGUGCGGCGGUCAUGUGGGCAUCCAUCGGCAUCGCGGGCUGCUUCCCCUCGACGCUGCCGGCCGUGCAGUGGUACGUCAUCGUGGGCAUGAUGGUCACCAUCUCGCUGGUCGGCGUCGCGGCCUGGCCUGCCUCGCACGUCGUGGCCGUCGAGGCUUCGUCGCUCCGCCUCCGGUCCCGCAGCCAGGGCAUCGCGGGCGUCGCGGCCAACCUCGUCAUGGGAGUCGUCAGCAUUUUCCUCCCAUAUAUUUACAACCAGGACCAGGGCAACGGUGGCGCGCGCGUCGGAUUCUUGUUUGCGUUCCUCUGCCUGGUCGGCACGGUGCUGUCGUGGCUGUUUAUUCCCGAGAUGAAGGACCGCACCGUUGAGGCCGUCGACUCCAUGUUUGAGCUUCGGCUUCCUGCCAGGGCGUUUGCGAGCUGGCGACGCGAGGGAGAUGAGGAGCUGGAGGGUCGGGAGAAGCGCCCUGGCACUCAGGAGCGCGAAGCUCAGGAGACGACCGGGAAAAUAGUUUUGCCCAGAAGGCUGUGUGAGAUUAGGAUUGGCGUAGUUUGA